Messenger RNA from Telopea speciosissima, 1509 nucleotides. RefSeq names its product transcription factor HHO5-like. The coding region runs from base 43 to 1260 and encodes 405 amino acids. The record is from RefSeq and is a predicted model, not a curated record. Lineage: Eukaryota; Viridiplantae; Streptophyta; Magnoliopsida; Proteales; Proteaceae. Gene Ontology annotation, molecular function: DNA binding; DNA-binding transcription factor activity. Gene Ontology annotation, biological process: regulation of DNA-templated transcription. The transcript is spliced from 6 exons.
GCUCAUGUGUGUGUGUAGAGAGAGAGACAUCUGAGAGACGAAAUGGGUUCGAAUUCGCCGGAACUGAACUUAGAUUUCAAUCUGGCGUACAUCCCAGAGACUAUCAGCAGUUUUCUUCUAGAGCUGUCGACGAUCGGAGACGUUUCUGAGAGGCUAUCGAAACUCAACGAGUAUGUGAAGAGGUUAGAAGAAGAAAUGAGGAAGAUCGAUGCCUUUAAAAGGGAGCUUCCUCUCUGCAUGCUUCUGGUAAACGAUGCCAUUAAAGCAUUGAAGGGGCAAACAAUGCAGUGUACGGCAUCAGAUGUUCGACCUGUAAUGGAAGAAUUCAUUCCAUUAAAGAAAAUUUCUAAGGAAGAUGGAGAGGUGAAGAAGGAAAUGGAUUGCAGAGAUAAGAAAAACUGGAUGAGCUCUGUUCAGCUCUGGAAUACUAAUGGUUGUUCAAAUGAUGAUCUCAACUGCGACCAGAAACAAAAAUCUGUUGCAGAUGUAAAAGAUGGACCCGAAGAAGACGAUAAGUGUGCCAGUGCCACUGAGAACCCAUUUCAGUUAUGCAAAUACAACAAUGGAGGAGGAGGAGGAGGGGCGUUCAUGCCUUUUAAGGGCUAUUCUGGUUUUCCGGCACAGCCCCCAAAUGAAGAGAAAGAGGAGGCUUUAGCUAUCGCUGGGCUUUCUCUUUUGUCUCCUGUACUUAAGACUCCCUCUACUGAAGCAAGCUCCGGUCUGAAUUCGAAGAGAGCUGUUGCUUCAUCUUCUAUUAAUGGUCAAUCAAAUUUACAGAAGACGAUGACGAUUACUUCGCAACAGCAGCAAGAGCAGGCUUCGAGAAAGCAAAGGAGAUGCUGGUCCCCGGAGUUACACAGGCGUUUCGUUAAUGCCCUGCAACAGCUUGGGGGCUCACAAGCUGCCACACCCAAGCAAAUAAGAGAGCUGAUGAAGGUAGAUGGUCUCACCAAUGACGAAGUGAAGAGUCAUUUGCAGAAAUACAGACUUCACACCCGUAGAGCUCCAGCCACUACAUCCCAAGGGAAUCAAACAGUGGUUGUAUUAGGUGAACUAUGGAUGCCCCAAGAUCAGUAUGGGGUCACCUCAAAGCCCAGUACAUCUCAGUCUGGGUCUCCACAGGGUCCCCUUCAGUUGUCUGGUACUGCUGGAGGUAUCUCCACCACAGGUGGUGAAAGCAUGGAAGAUGAUGAAGAUGGCAAAUCAGAAAGUUAUAGUUGGAAAGGUCAUCUUCAGAAAUCCGGUGAAGACGAUGUAUAGACAAAUCCACCAUGAAUUUUGCAGAUAAAUACUGUUCAUAGGGAGUUUAGACUCAAAAUGAAGAAAACAAGUGUAUUAAACCAUACAGACUGAACUACCCUUUCUGUGAUAAAAAACAGAUAGAGAUAUGCUGUGAAAAUUUUGCAGGUUUUACAAACAGAAGUUUUAGGUUUUGGUGUAAUGAGUUUCUUGUAAGAUCCAUAUGUGCAUGAGGAAACAGGAUAAAACUUUCACCCCUUGUUAACGAUC